This is a messenger RNA of Acanthochromis polyacanthus (spiny chromis), 1093 nucleotides long. It is a transcript of the gene lim2.1, whose product is annotated as lens intrinsic membrane protein 2.1. Gene Ontology annotation, molecular function: structural constituent of eye lens. Gene Ontology annotation, cellular component: plasma membrane. The record is from RefSeq and is a predicted model, not a curated record. Bases 176 to 697 code for a protein of 173 amino acids. The transcript is spliced from 5 exons. NCBI's taxonomy places the organism in Eukaryota, Metazoa, Chordata, Actinopteri, Pomacentridae.
GUGCAGAGUUUGUUGUAGCCCCAUUUCCUACCUAUGCGCCCUGUCAAACGCUAGUGCUAUUGGCCUGCUGAAAAUCUGCCUGUCUUGGCAUUAUAGGGUGUUGUUGUAUUUUGUCAGGCUGCCCUGUCUUCAUAAGUGUCUCCAUAAAAGAAGCUGAUUAAGCUGCAGGUGCAGGAUGUACAGCUUUAUGGGCGGAGGGUUGUUCUGUGCAGGCGUGGGGAACAUCCUCCUGAUCGUUUCCACAGCAACCGAUUACUGGAUGCAGUAUCGGCAGUCCAGCAACUACAUGCACCAAGGCCUGUGGCGUUACUGUACACCAGGGAAAUGCUUCCCACAUAAUGACAGCUUUGCCCACUUAGAUGCAACUCGUGCCUUCAUGAUCCUCUCUCUUCUGGCCUGCUUCAUUGGCAUCAUCAUUGGCAUUAUGGCCUUCAUCCAUUACUCAUCCUUCGACAGGUUUGACAAAACCUUUGCUGCAGGCAUUUUGUUUUUCAUCUCAUGCUUUUUAGUGUUUCUAGCAAUGGCUGUGUACACGGGUGUGACUAUUAACUACUAUGGGAAACGCUAUGGAAACUGGAGGUUCUCCUGGUCAUAUAUCAUUGGCUGGGUGUCAGUGGUGCUUACUUUCUUUUCAGGAAUAUUCUAUAUGUGUGCUUAUCGGAUGCACGAAUGCCCCAGAAGUGCUAACUCGCAUUAGAAGACUUGAACCAUCAUCCAGAAAGGAAAAAUAACUCAUGAAUUCUGAUCAUGAGAGUGGAUCAAGACUGUGUGUAGAUUCUGACUAUCAGCAUGGACGCAGAGUUUACCUGUGGAGCAUGUACUAUCGAAGUUUAAAUCAUUUCAAUAAAAAGAACGGGGAAAAUGUGAGUCCUCCUUUCAAGUUACGUGGAUUUUGUUUGUUUGCUUGCUUGCUUGUUUGUUUAAAGUGUUACUAUGAGGUUUUGGGAGGCUGAUCUGUUGGUUUUCUGUCACUGAUGACCUGAUUAGGGCUCCAUGCUGCCCCCAGCACCUGGCUUUUAUAUUCAAUUGCUUUUUUUCCCCCAAAGAAAGAAGAAAGAAAAAAGGUGGGGAGUAAGUACUGAGUCUGAAUGCA